GGAGCAGUCACGCGCACACACACGCACCCUAUCGGAGCGAGGUAUGGGCCAUGGUCUAGGCUACUCCGUGGGUUUUAUUUUAAAGAAACGUCGUGCUAUCAGCAGGCCCAGACAACGGUCAAGGAAGGAGCUACGCCCCUAAAUGGAUGAAUAUCCAACAUAACAGUGUGAUCACUGAGGCCUGUGGCGUCAAUCCAAUCCUCUUGCCAGGCAGGGUGCUUGGGGAAGGUAGUCGAUGCCGGAUCGCAAAGGCACGGUGUGGACUUUUGGCUGAUCUACUGUAUAUCCCUGGGAUCCAACCUUUCUAACAACGGAUCAGUUACUGCAGGAUGAGUUUGGAACUUCAAGAAUCGCAGGAAAGUUAACAAGCUGAUGAAACCGUCUUGAGAGAUGAUGAAUCGUUACACCACCCUGAGGCAGCUGGGUGAUGGCACCUACGGCAGCGUGCUGAUGGGGAGAAGCAACGAAUCAGGAGAACUGGUGGCUAUCAAGAGGAUGAAGAGGAAGUUUUAUUCAUGGGAAGAAUGUAUGAACCUAAGAGAGGUGAAGUCGCUAAAGAAGCUUAACCAUGCGAAUGUGGUGAAACUGAAGGAGGUAAUCAGAGAGAAUGACCACCUCUACUUUGUCUUUGAGUAUAUGAAGGAGAACCUCUACCAGCUUAUGAAAGACAGAGAGAAUAAGAUGUUCUCAGAGAAUGAAAUUAGGAACAUCUUGUUUCAAGUGAUAUCUGGGUUGGCUUUUGUACAUAAGCAUGGUUUCUUUCAUCGAGACAUGAAGCCAGAGAAUCUGCUGUGCAUGGGUCCAGAACUGGUCAAAAUAGCAGAUUUUGGACUGGCCAGAGAGAUCCGCUCCAAACCUCCCUACACAGACUAUGUAUCAACCAGAUGGUACCGCGCUCCCGAGGUCCUGCUCAGGUCGUCGACUUACAGCUCUCCUAUCGACCUGUGGGCUGUGGGCUGCAUCAUGGCUGAACUCUACACCCUCAGACCUCUUUUCCCUGGGAACAGUGAAGUGGAUGAGAUCUUUAAGAUCUGCCAAGUCCUAGGCACCGUCAAAAAGACAGAUUGGUCAGAGGGCUACCAACUGGCUUCUGCUAUGAACUUUCGCUUCCCCCAAUGUGUGCCGACCCACCUGAAGACCCUCAUCCCUAAUGCCAGCAAUGAGGCUAUCGCCCUGAUGAGGGACAUGCUGCAGUGGGACCCCAAAAAAAGACCCACUGCUGUGCAGGCCCUGCGUUACCCGUACUUCCAGGUAGGCCAGAUCUUAGGGCCUCGUCCUCAGAGCCAGGAGGUCAAGAAGGUCCAGGCCAGGCCGCUGGCCCAGAACCAGGUCUCAGAGUCCAAGGCUGAUCCCCAGCAGUCUUCCUCUGAGUCCAAAGCCUCCACAUCCUCCUCCAGGAACCAACAGCAGCAACAUCAUCAGCCUCUUCAGCAGAUUCCCCUUCCCCAAACUGAGAGUAAACCAGCCGGCCUCUGCCAGGCGAAAGCAGCAUCGCUGGGCAGCGAGAACAGCAAUGGUGGUGGUGGUGGGAUGGGGGUACUGAAGAGUGGCCGUCGUCGCUGGGGCCAGACAGUGGCCAAGACCUUGGACAGCUGGGAGGAAUCCGACCCCUUGGAAACCGCCGCCUCCAACUCCAAGAAACCCAGCCUGGGGAACGCAGAGGAACAGAGGAGCCCUAAGGAGCACCGCCCACAGCCCAAGGAGCAUAAACCUCUGUAUUCCUUCAGCACAGUCACUAAGCUACCCAACAAUGUUAAGAUUGGUCAAAUGGACUCCAAUCUCCCAGGAUCUGCUGCACGACAGCACUAUCUGAGCCAGUCACGAUACUUGCCAGGGUUGAUCGGCAAGAAUCAGACUCCUGGAGAGAAGGAGCUGAGUGGUAUGACGCUGCGGGACCUGUGGGAGAACUCCUCAAACGCUGUAAAUAAACCGCUUGCUCCUAUUGGAGGAGGAUUAUCUGUCACCAGAGCCAACGCAGAAGAGAAUGCUUCUAAAUCUGAGGAUAGCCCACCAGAGAAAACGGUUGUUAAAGAGAGAAUACUGGAGAAAAUAGAUCUCUCCAAAGGGAACUUUGUAAGCACCAAAUACAACCUCUCUGGCGGUUAUAUCCCAUCAUUCCAAAAGAAAGAGGUGGGCUCAGUUGGACAGAGAAUCCAGCUUGCCCCUUUGGCUGGCCAGCACACAAUCAAUCUUUCUUCUUCUCCUGAUAAUAAAAUAGACAAAUCGAAAUCUGCGAAGCCCAAGCCCAUAUCCAACUCAUCUUUGAGUGAAAGUAAUGAAGAUUACGAGGGCUGGAAGAGGAGGGCAGACAGGACUCAGAUGAAGGGGAGCAGCUACUCAGCCCUGGGGAAAACCUCUGGGAGUCUCCUGAGCAGAGCUCCGCCCGUGCAGCCUGUCCACGGCAGGGUGGACUGGACAUCCAAAUAUGGCGGAAAUCGGUAGUUCAGAAAGAGGGUCAUACAGCUUCUACUGCUUGUUGCACUGUGUAGCCUACAUGUUUGGCUAAGGAAGUUGACCCUACGCUGUUCUAAACACACUGAAACCUGAAGGAAACGCAGUAUGUACCCUGAAAGAAAUUACAUCUUCAAUAUGGAGGUAUCUGGUAGAGGACAAAAAGUAGUUGUACAAAGAUGCACAUCCCACAUUCUUUGAGGAGACAUUUUCAAUGCCACACUGGGAUCAUUAUUUUGUUUCCAGAGAUGUAGGAUCUAACUGUAAAAGUGCAUGGAGUCUCCAUGUUUUGGAGAUAACCGCUGCCAUGAUGCUGAACCAAGACUAAUACUGUCUGCAAGACAAUCCCACUGUGUUCCUGAAGGAUCCAGUGUGAGCCAAUUCUACUGUUAGUGUUGGAGUAUUCUGAGAAGGAUUUAAUUGUAGCAUAGCAUUUCAUUUUUAUACUCAGUUUAUUAACAGUUUAUUAUUAUUUUCAAGUAUUGUUUUACUACUGACGCCAAGCAUAAAACGGUCAUUUAUUAACGGCUCCUGCAAUGCUAUGUUCCCUCGGCUUCUAGUCUCACAAAACAAUAUUCUGUGUAACCGCUACAAAAAUGAUUACUUCAACUUAUUCUGUGUACCGUGAGACAGCUGCACACCUCUUUGUAUUAUGCAAUGAAUUAAGUGAACAUUUUGUAAACAUUUUAUACAAAUAAAAUCUAUAAAA
Molecule: messenger RNA, 3160 nt
Organism: Sander lucioperca (pikeperch)
Lineage: Eukaryota; Metazoa; Chordata; Actinopteri; Perciformes; Percidae
Gene: mak
Product: male germ cell-associated kinase
Exons: 18
Coding region: 391-2442 (683 amino acids)
Biological process (GO): protein phosphorylation; intraciliary transport; intracellular signal transduction
Cellular component (GO): cilium; cytoplasm; nucleus
Molecular function (GO): ATP binding; protein serine/threonine kinase activity
Source: RefSeq, a predicted model, not a curated record